GAAAAAUCAAUGUCUUCUCCCAACCUGUUGUUUGUCACGGUGACUCCGAUCUUUUUCCGCCCUGUCAACGACAACCACUCGUUGCCUGCCAUUGCCUGCUUUGUCUUCUGUCUCUGCUUCCAAUAUCUGCCUGAUACUACUCCAUUUACAACUUUAAUGAACUCUCUCGUUGAUAUCGGCAUGGAACUCCCUCUCGGGCUGGAGUCCCUUUACGAGCAGCUCUCGCAGGCACAGCAGAGUCAGAUAUCGGGAUUACUUCGAGAAGGACUCGCCGAUGAAGCUGAGCUAGAGCAUGAACUGGAUGCUGUACUUUCCUUCGUCCGUGAUUUGCAAGACCUUCUAGGAAGGCGCAAGAACAACAAUUAUGUCCUGGCUUCUUUAAAUUUCUUGUCUCCGAUACGACGCCUCCCUGUUGAGAUAAUGGCCGAAAUUUUCGAGCAAUGUGUCCUCGUUGACUCUGCGAAACUCGACUAUUUUCCCACGAAUUCCCAAUUAAAGUGGCGCCACUUCUCCUGUUGA
Molecule: messenger RNA, 519 nt
Organism: Mycena indigotica
Lineage: Eukaryota; Fungi; Basidiomycota; Agaricomycetes; Agaricales; Mycenaceae
Exons: 2
Coding region: 10-519 (169 amino acids)
Source: RefSeq, a predicted model, not a curated record